Aspergillus fijiensis CBS 313.89 is the source of this 1038-nucleotide messenger RNA. RefSeq names its product eukaryotic translation initiation factor 3 subunit F. Lineage: Eukaryota; Fungi; Ascomycota; Eurotiomycetes; Eurotiales; Aspergillaceae. The record is from RefSeq and is a predicted model, not a curated record. Bases 1 to 1038 code for a protein of 345 amino acids. Gene Ontology annotation, biological process: translational initiation. Gene Ontology annotation, molecular function: translation initiation factor activity; translation initiation factor binding; metallopeptidase activity. The transcript is spliced from 3 exons. Gene Ontology annotation, cellular component: eukaryotic translation initiation factor 3 complex, eIF3m.
AUGGCUGACACCGAUUCCUUCGUCCAUCUCGCCCGCCCUCUGGGUCCCGUGGCAGUGGGGUCUGCACCGACGACCGCCCCUGUGAAUGUUGUUAUUCAGCCUCAGGCUCUGUUCUCCAUCCUGGACCACUCUCUCCGUCGCAAUGCCGACCAGGAGCGUGUCAUCGGUACUCUUCUGGGAACCAGGUCCGAGGAUGGCACCGAAGUCGAGAUCCGCAGCACCUUCGCCGUGGGCCACACCGAGACGACAGACCAGGUUGAGGUGGAUAUGGAAUACCAGAAGCAGAUGCUCGCCCUGCACCUGAAGGCCAACCCCAAGGAGGUCCUCGUGGGUUGGUACGCCACCUCGUCCGAGCUCAACACCUUCUCGGCCUUGAUCCAAAAUUUCUACAGCGGCCAGGGCGACGGCACGUGGCCUCACCCCGCCGUUCACUUGACCGUCUCCACCGAGGCCGGCAAGGACAUCGAGACCCGCGCCUACAUCUCUGCCCCCGUCGGCGUGACCGCUGAGCGUGCUGCCGACAGCGCUGCCUUCAUCCCCGUUCCCUAUGAGAUCCGUUACGGCGAGGCCGAGAAGAGCGGUCUCGAGGCCAUUGCCGCUGCCCGGGAUGCCGAGGAGCGCUCCGCCAACAUCUUCACCGACAUCGAGGCCCUCGAGCGCGCCAUCGAGGAGGUUCUCGGUAUGAUCGACCGCGUUUCCCGCUAUGUCGAGUCCGUGAUCGACGAGGAGGCCCCCGCCUCCACGGCCAUGGGCCAGUACCUGCUCAACACGCUCGCCUUGGCUCCUAAGGUCGAGCCCGCCGACAUUGAGCGUGACUUCAACAACCACAUCCAGGACGUCCUGGUUGUGUCGUACCUGGCCAACACCAUCCGCACGCAGAUGGAGCUGUCCAACCGGCUAGCCACCGCACAGCUGACCCUGGGCGGCGAGGGCAGCGGCGAGUCCGGCGCCCAGCGCGGCGGACAGCGGGGCGGCAAGGGAGGCCGUGGUGGUCAGCAGCGGACUCAAGAGCGGAGCGGCGAGGAGGCUCGCGCGUAA